Brassica oleracea var. oleracea is the source of this 1770-nucleotide messenger RNA. RefSeq names its product pectinesterase 1-like. The record is from RefSeq and is a predicted model, not a curated record. NCBI's taxonomy places the organism in Eukaryota, Viridiplantae, Streptophyta, Magnoliopsida, Brassicales, Brassicaceae. The transcript is spliced from 2 exons. Gene Ontology annotation, biological process: cell wall modification. Gene Ontology annotation, molecular function: pectinesterase inhibitor activity; pectinesterase activity. Bases 1 to 1770 code for a protein of 589 amino acids.
AUGGAUACUCCAAACUCAGCCAAAGGAUACUUCAAAGUAGAUGAUGAAGCUCAAGAAAUGGCCUUGAAGAAAAAGGCGUACAAACGUUUGUUUAUUGUGGUAGCCUCCGUCGUGGUUUUCCUCAGUGUUAUCAUCGGCGCUGCCGUCGCCGUUGCUCGUAGCCAGAGAAACGAUCCACAUGGCUCGUCCCCUAGCUCUACUCCCGAGUUGACUCCAGCUGCUUCGCUCAAGAGCGUGUGCAGCGUCACACGGUUCCCUGAUGCUUGUAUCUCAAGCAUCUCGAAGAUUCCAUCGUCCAACACGACGGAUCCGGUGGUUAUCUUCAGGCUGUCCCUGAAGGUGGUGGUCGACGAGCUCGCUUCGAUCUCCGACUUGCCGAAGAAGCUAGCGGAAGAGACUGACGAUGAGGGGAUCAAAUCAGCCCUUCGUGUUUGUGGUGAGAUGCUAGACGUGGCGAUGGAUAGUGUCAACGAUACUGUCUCCUCCAUGGAGGUUAGAGACGGUAAGAACAUCUUGAACUCUGGUAAGAUAGAAGAUCUCAAGACGUGGCUCACCGCAGCCAUAACGUACUACGAGACAUGUUUCGACACCCUCGCUGAGAUCAGCCCUAACCAGUCAGAGUCCAAGACCUCCAUAGUCUCGAAGAACCUUACAUCCGCUAUGAAAAACUCCACCGAGUUCACCAGCAACAGUCUAGCCAUCGUGGCUAAGAUCCUCUCUACCUUGAGCGACUUUGGUGUCCCGGUUCACAGGAGACGGCUACUGAGUUCAAACUCGUUCCCAUCUUGGGUGAGCCCUAGGACGCGGUGGUUACUUUCGGCGAAGAGUGUAAAGCCUAACGUGAUUGUGGCGGCUGAUGGAUCCGGUGACGUGUGGACGGUUAACGAGGCGGUGGUGAAGAUCCCUAAGAAGUCGAACGCAACGUUUGUUAUAUACGUGAAAGCUGGUACAUAUGUGGAGAAUGUUUUUAUGGAUAAGAACAUGUGGAAUGUUAUGAUCUACGGCGACGGCAAGUCCAAGACGAUUAUUUCCGGUAGCAAGAACUACGGCGUCGACGGGAUUAAAACCUACUAUACGGCUACGUUAGGUGUUCUAGGGAGCGGCUUCAUUAUGAAGGACAUCGGAAUUAUAAACACCGCCGGACCGGAGAAAGGCCAGGCGGUGGCAUUCCGAUCAGGUUCCGACCAUUCAGUCUACUACCAAUGCUCAUUCGACGGUUACCAAGACACUCUCUACCCUCAAGCCAAGCGUCAGUUCUACCGCGACUGCGACGUCACCGGAACAGUCGACUUCAUUUUUGGAAGCGCCGCCGUUGUCUUCCAGGGCUGCAACAUCCGACCGCGUCAGCCGCUUCCUAAGCAGUACAACACAAUCACCGCCCAGGGCAAAAAGGAAGAGAAUCUGCACUCUGGUACCGUGAUACAGGGAUGCACAAUCACGGCCAACGGAAACGUAACCGCUGCGACGUAUCUCGGCCGUCCGUGGAAACCGUACUCCACUACGGUGUUUAUGCAGUCGGAGAUUGGAGCGCUCGUGGGGGCCGCCGGGUGGAUGAGGUGGGAUGCAGGGGUCGACCCGCCGUCGACUAUACUCUAUGGAGAGUAUAAAAAUUCGGGUCCUGGAGCGGGUGUGACCAAGAGAGUUAACUGGGCCGGGUACAAGCCCACUAUGUCUGCUGCAGAGGCAGGGAGGUUUACAGUUGAUGCCUUUAUCAAUGAAGAAGAUUGGUUACCUGCGAUGGGUGUGCCGUAUCAGCCAAGUUUCUUUUGA